Messenger RNA from Manacus vitellinus (golden-collared manakin), 1476 nucleotides. RefSeq names its product P2X purinoceptor 6. The record is from RefSeq and is a predicted model, not a curated record. Gene Ontology annotation, biological process: response to ATP; monoatomic cation transmembrane transport. Gene Ontology annotation, molecular function: ATP binding; extracellularly ATP-gated monoatomic cation channel activity; purinergic nucleotide receptor activity. Gene Ontology annotation, cellular component: nuclear inner membrane; plasma membrane. Lineage: Eukaryota; Metazoa; Chordata; Aves; Passeriformes; Pipridae.
AUGCCGGGCUCGCGCUGCGGCUCCUGCUUCGACUACAAGACGGCCAAGUUCUCGCUGACGCGGAACCGGCGGGUGGGGCUCCUGCACCGGCUGCUGCAGCUGAGCGCGCUGGGCUACCUCUGGGGGUGGGUGCUGCUGCUGCGGAAGGGGUACCAGGAGCGCGACGGCGGCCACCGCGUGUCGCCAGUGGUCACCAAAGGUGAAGGGGGCGGCUCCCGCCCGGCCGCGGGCCGGCGGCUCUGGGACGCGGCGGAUCUCACCUGGCCCCCGCAGGGAGAAAAUGUGCUUUUUCUGGUGACCAAUUUCAUUGCCACAGCCCAGCAGGCCCAGGGCACCUGUCCCGAGAGCCCCUCUGUCCUUGACGCGAUGUGCACAGAAGAUGCAGAUUGUCCCAUGGGAAACCCUGUGGUUCAUGGCAAUGGGAUAAAAACUGGGAAAUGUGUGAUGUUCAAUGCCACCCGUUCCACCUGUGAGAUCUAUGGCUGGUGUCCUGUGGAGAACAGUACCCUGCCCAGGAAACCUCUUCUGGCUGAGGCGGAGAAUUUCACUCUCUUUAUAAAAAACACUGUCCACUUCACCAAAUUUAACUUCUCCAAGUGCAACACUUUACAAACCAGUGACCCCAGCUAUUUCAAGAGCUGCACAUAUGAUCCAGUCUUCAAUCCCUUCUGUCCUGUGUUCCGUGUACGUAACAUGGUGGAGGCAGCUGGAGAGCACUUCGGAGACCUCGCACUGCUGGGGGGGAGCAUUGGAGUUCUCAUCAAGUGGGACUGCGACCUGGACCACCCUGCUGCCCAGUGCCAGCCACAGUAUUUCUUCAGCCUGCAGGACACAAGGUACAAUUUCAGAACUGCCUCUUACUAUUGGGGCUCCCAGCGGCAGCUCUACCGGAACCUGCUGAAGCUUUACGGCCUCCGCUUCGACAUCUCCGUGCACGGCCAGGCUGGGAAGUUCAGCAUCAUUCCUACUGCCGUGAGCUUUGGCACAAGCAUUGCCUUCUUUGGUGCUGCUACAGUGGUCUGUGACCUAGUUCUGCUCUACCUGGAUGCAAAGGCUGACCUGUAUUGGAAGGAGAAGUUCGAGGAGGCAAAACCCCCUAAAGGUAAGCCCGAGGCCUCAGCUUAUGGACAUCGGGAAUGCUCCACCACAAGCACCCUUCCCUCCAGAGCCACUUCCAGGUAGACGUGAUGGGGGCAUGGCUGCGGCCCAGGUGGAGGUGGGCCAGUCCUGGCCCAGGUGUGCACUGCUGGGGUUAAGGUCUGCCUUUCCUGGAGAAACAUUGGCAGUGGCAGCAGCAGCAGUUCUUGGCUCUUGGAACACAAAGCCAUCCCAGCUGCCACUACCAGCACUGAUAACUGGUGCCGGAGCAGAGCUGUGCUGGGCAAAAGAGGCUUAAACCUCUUUAUGUUUCUCCACAUUCUGAUGGCUGUGGGCUUUGAUUUCCCAUGAAAACCAGAGAUGCAAUGGAAUAAAGCU